CCCUCUGUUUGAGUUUGUCAAGACAAGUGACAUCAACUUCAGUUUACUCCUCCGGCUUGUUGAUGCGUAUGAGAUGGCGUUGGAACCUUACAAAAAGAGUUGUUUGCAUAGAACUAAUCCGAAGGAGACCGUUCUUGAAGGUUUUUUCUAUCUUGUUCAAGGGGAAAAGCAUUCUGAGGAGGUUGGAGUGCAGUUGGCUACCAUUGAUUUGCAUGCUUUUGUGAGUGGUCUUGAUUUUAUUGCGAGCAGGGAGGUUGGACAGCUGUUACCACCUGGAGUCCUUUCAACACAAAUGCGCUCCGGUGCUCUUCCACCUAGUGAUGAAGAUGAUGAUGAUGAUGAUGAUGAUGAUGAUGAUGCAACACUAGAGGUUCAUCAUCCUUCUCCUGAAGAGCAUCAGUAUUAUCCAUUAACAUAUCCUCAAGGUAUCACGCCCAAACAACUUGGUAUCAUUAAGCUCACAGCACUGUUUUUGGUGCGCUAUUCGUGGGGUUUCUGGGUGGGAUUGCAUACGAGAUUGAUUCUGAAACCUCACUUGCCGUUUGGGUUUUUAUACUCACCUGAUAGGAGCUACCACCUUCUUUUCAAUUGGCUUACCAAUGUGUAUGUGGGAGUAAUGCCUGCCCCAGGUCGUUUGCGGCUUAGCCCUGCUGCUAGGGAGAUCAUACUUGAUGGUUUCUUCUACCUUCUCGAGGAUGGAUCGGACAUAGCUACGAGUGAUUUGCAUGCUUUUGUUGGUGGUAUUGACUAUUUUGCGAAAAGGGAGAAUUAUGAGAAGUCAGCUCUUCUUCCUCAGCAUCCGCAGUCAUACACUUUCAGGUAACUUAAGUGGAUUCUCUGUGGGGAGGGGGACAACUUGCGCAUUACAAUGUGGUGGGAGCAGGAUAAAUCCAAACUUGUUGGAAAUCGCUUAUCCAUCUCGUUUAAUCGUAUUUAGUAGUA
This is a messenger RNA of Brassica oleracea var. oleracea, 942 nucleotides long. Its product is annotated as probable splicing factor 3A subunit 1. The transcript is spliced from 2 exons. The record is from RefSeq and is a predicted model, not a curated record. Gene Ontology annotation, cellular component: catalytic step 2 spliceosome; U2 snRNP; U2-type prespliceosome. NCBI's taxonomy places the organism in Eukaryota, Viridiplantae, Streptophyta, Magnoliopsida, Brassicales, Brassicaceae. The coding region runs from base 74 to 823 and encodes 249 amino acids. Gene Ontology annotation, molecular function: RNA binding. Gene Ontology annotation, biological process: regulation of alternative mRNA splicing, via spliceosome; mRNA cis splicing, via spliceosome.